CGGGUCCCCGCGGUUACCCAUCCCCGCGGUAUAAAUUUCCAUCUCUAAACCGAACCGAUCCGAACCCAUCUUAAACACUUCUGAGUCUCCACAACCAAACCUUCUCCCACCGAAGCCUGAGACAUGGACGACGAAGGAAGGAGUUGAAUCAGAGCUCUAUGGGAUGAAUCUUUCGCUGUCUUCGUCGGCUUCUUCAUCCGCUUCCUUGACAUCUUCAUCUUCUUCUUCUUCUUCCUCGUCUUCUUCGACCGGUUCUUGGCUCUCUGGCAUCGUUCGCGGCCGGUCAGACCGGCCUGGUACCGUUAAGAUGGCUAGCAACUCUGCUGGCUCUGGUUCUGGAGACUUUUCUGGUCCGGUCGUGCGGAAGAAUCAGUACCGUGGAGUUUUGUUCAAGUAUGGCUCCAAGCCUAUGCAGGUUGCAUUUAAAACAGGUGAUUACAAGCAGCAAGUAAUAUUUAUUGGUGGGCUAACUGAUGGUUUUCUUGCAACAGAAUAUUUAGAACCUCUUGCAAUUGCAUUGGAUAGAGAGAAAUGGUCACUUGUUCAAUUUCUCAUGUCAUCAUCGUAUUCUGGAUUUGGCAUCUCCAGCUUGCAACAGGACGCUAUGGAGGUUGAUCAACUAAUAAGUCAUCUUAUAAACAAAGAAGACUCCGAGGGUGUUGUUCUACUUGGUCAUAGUACUGGCUGCCAGGAUAUUGUGCAUUACAUGGGGACAAAUGCUGCAUGCUCUCGAGCUGUCCGUGCUGCCAUUUUGCAGGCCCCAGUAAGUGAUCGAGAAUACAGAGCAACUCUCCCAGAAACAGCUGGUAUGAUUGACUUGGCUUCGUCCAUGAUAAGGGAAGGCCGUGGUUCAGAACUAAUGCCUAGGGAAGCAGAUCCAACUGCCCCAAUAACUGCCAUUAGGUAUCACUCCCUGUGCUCAUACAUGGGAGAUGAUGACAUGUUCAGUUCGGACCUUAGUGAUGACCAACUGAGAAUGAGACUUGGACACAUGUCUAACACACCUUGCCAGGUAAUAUUUUCGAUGGCAGACGAGUAUGUGCCAGACUACGUGGACAAAAAGGCAUUGGUGGAAAGAUUGUGCAAAGCAAUGGGGGGAGCAGAAAAAGUUGAAGUGGAAUAUGGAAAUCACUCCCUCUCAAACAGAGUAGAUGAAGCUGUCAAAGCAAUCAUUGACUUUGUUAAGAGAGAUGGCCCCAAGGGUUGGGAUGAUCCCUGGAAUUAGUUUUUAGCUUUGGUUUGGUAAUGUAAUACUAAUGCCCUUGCUGUAACUUUCCACUAUUCUCUUUUUACUGCUUUUGAUUUGUUAUCUUAUUGUUUUAAACGUUUUGCCUAAUUCAAUUGUGCAGAUUUUUUUUGUCCUA
Molecule: messenger RNA, 1364 nt
Organism: Cannabis sativa
Lineage: Eukaryota; Viridiplantae; Streptophyta; Magnoliopsida; Rosales; Cannabaceae
Product: UPF0613 protein PB24D3.06c
Exons: 9
Coding region: 164-1225 (353 amino acids)
Source: RefSeq, a predicted model, not a curated record